Messenger RNA from Capronia epimyces CBS 606.96, 5274 nucleotides. RefSeq lists its product as uncharacterized. Bases 1 to 5274 code for a protein of 1757 amino acids. NCBI's taxonomy places the organism in Eukaryota, Fungi, Ascomycota, Eurotiomycetes, Chaetothyriales, Herpotrichiellaceae. The record is from RefSeq and is a predicted model, not a curated record. The transcript has a single exon.
AUGGAUUUCGAUGCCCUUCGUGCGCGGACCCUGCGAUCUGGCGCUGACGAGGAGGCUGUUACGGUUAACACAAGAGCAUUGAUUGAUAAGGUUUUGGCCAGAUAUUCAGGAGAAUGGACGGUCUUGAGGGAACUGCUACAAAAUGCUGCAGAUGCUUCGGCAACAAAAGUCACCAUCAAAUUCGAAACAAUACCAUCUGCCACCGUUCCGUUGCCCUCAGAUGCCUCCUCGUCGAAUAUGCUAAAGCACACAGUGCAAAAUCAUACACUGAAGAGACUGGUGGUCACAAACAAUGGGCUUCCCUUCAGUGAGAACGACUGGAACAGGUUGAAGAGAAUCGCUGAGGGCAACCCCGAUGAGACGAAGAUAGGUGCUUUUGGCGUGGGCUUCUACUCCACCUUUGCAGACUGUGAAAGCCCUUUUGUCUCCUCGGGUCGAGAAGCAAUGGCGUUUUUCUGGAAGAAUAAUUCUCUUUUCACACGACGGUUACAGCUUCCUGAAUCAGAGACCUCCGACACAAAUUUCGUACUCGACUACCGGGAUUCCACGUCUCCAGUCCCUCCUUUACUACCUCUCACGCAAUUCCUGGCGAAUAGUCUCACGUUCGUUGGUCUAGAGAAUAUUGAACUUUGGCUAGAUGAAUGGAACCUCCUUUUACUGAAGAAGAAAAAUUCACCAAGUUUUGAGGUGGCAAUCCCACGGAACAUUGAGCCCAAGACGAGUGAAGGUUUCAUGAGAGUGACCAAAGUCUCCAAGCAGAUUGCGCAGAUCGAUGGAGAAUGGAUGGCUGUCGUAGGAUGGAAAUCGACGAAGGACAGCAAUCGCUCAGUUGAUCGUGAAACCGGAACAUCUCUCCGCAAGUUCUUCUCGCGGCUUGCUGGGACGACACAGGAAGAGAGCCAGCCGGACGCCAAACCAGAUCGACCAGUUGAGGCAGACCUUCUUACAUCCAAAGUUUCUGCGACCGUGUUCCUCAAUGUCAACACAGCAACCAUCAAGACGUUCACUGGUCAGAAAUUCAAUGAGGAACUGGAACGGGCCACCAAGAAGCCUCCUCCCAAAUUCACAAAGCUCGCCAUCCUGACAGCUCCGUACAUUGAGGAUGCAAGCCUAACAAAGGCAACUGCGGCUGGCGACGUCUUCGGUACCGUGCUCCCAGGUAGAGGAGGCAAGAUCUUCAUCGGCUUUCCUACGCAUCAGACGACAGGAUUGAGUGCCCAUAUCUCGGCGCCUUCCGUCAUCCCCACCGUCGAGAGAGAGGCGAUUGACUUGAAUGCGAGAUACGUCAGGACAUGGAACAUGGAGAUGCUUCGUGCUGCCGGCAUUGUUUGCAGGAUAGCCUGGUCUUGUGAGAUGCAAGAAAUCAAAGAGAAGACGCAGCGAGAAGCAAAUGGCCGCUCAAAGAUCCGUAUGGCAGAAGUAACACCAUUUCUGCAAGAGGCCAUCACCAUAUUCAAGAACUUCACUUUCCGAGACUCGACCCCGUCUCCAUCGAUCGGACAACUUCUGGAGGAUGCCUUUUGGACUUGCAGCAAAGAGGCCUCUAUCGAAGUAGUGUCGACCUGUGGAGUUCUGCCGACCCAUGCUGUGCGUAUAGCUCCGAAAGAUUUAAGCUUUAUGGAAGGCGUCCCAAUCCUCCCCGAGAAACUGGCGUUGGAGGCCAAAACUCUGGUCUCCAAACUUGUCGAUUUCGGUCUCUUAACGGAGGUGACGGUUUCGGACAUCAAGCUGGCCCUUGAGUCCAAUCCUCUCACUCCGCUCCAACUGUCUGAAUUUCUUGGAUGGCUCACUAAGCAGUCUACUCGGGGAACCCUCGAUAGGGCUACAGUCUCCAGCUUGCUGACAGUUGCUGUGGUAAAUGAUAGCAUGCCCGAGGGCAAUAGCAGCCCCAUUCUUCAACUCGGAGAGAUCCGCCAUUUCCUGAAUCCUAGCAGAACUCCUGUUGAUCUCCCGGUGCCGCCAACAGUCAUGCCCUUCAAGUUCACCAGAAGCAUGAACAAACAUGACUUGGAAAGCCUGGGCUGGGAGGAGCUGCAACUCGUGCCAUGGGUACGGUGGCUGAUCAGCCGCUGCGGAAACCGUGAGGGUUUGGCAGAUGACCAAGAUAUCACACGGUCACCGGAAUUCAGUGCACAAAUCCUGCCUAUUCUAUCGAAACAAUGGGACUCGCUCAGCCAGCAGUCCAAGACGUCUCUCGUUGAAUUACUCGUCAAACACACCGUCAUCCCGACAAAGUUUGGAAUGAAGAAGCCUGGGGAUUCGUAUUUCCCCAGUGUUAAGUUGUUCGAUGACCUUGCAACGAUCAAAGGCCUUGGAAAUGUGAAGGAUAAAUUCUUGGUGGCACUGGGUGUCCGCAAGACUGUGGAGCUGGGUGUUGUCUUCGAGCGGCUGUUGACGGUGGGUUCUAAAUCCGCAACCCCCGAGUCCACGGCAAAGCCUCAAUGGAGCCAUGUUGAUCUGAUCCACUAUCUCGCCUCGGUGCGUGAAGACAUUCCCGGGCCUGAUAUCGCGAAACUCAGGAGUACGCCAAUCUUCCAGAGACAGGUUAAAGACGAAGAGGAGUCCAAUACCUCGAAGCGCUAUAAAAUCUCGGAACUAUUUGAGCCACGGCCGGACCUGCGCGAGCUAGGCCUCCCAGUCCUAGCUUGGACAGGUGUGUAUCGCAAUAGCAGCCCUGAAGGGAAAUUCUUGAGCUCGCUGGGUCUGCGAACCACGCCUGUGGUGGAAGAACUCGUUGCCAUCAUGGCCCAAGCAGGCAAAAAGGGAGCCACGACAAACCUUGAUCUUCGAGAUAGGGCCCUCGCGUAUUUCCUGUCCCAUCACCACGCCUAUGGAUAUGGCGCCUUCGACUACUCCCGUAUCACGCUACCGUUCCUGCCACUUGAGAACAAGGCAGACGAGCUUGCUAUACCCUCACAAUGUUUUGCAGAUGAAGGUGCAGCCCUCCUUGGGUUUGACACUCUGAAGCGUGACUGGGUGCCGCAUGCAACGAAGUUCGGGGUCAGGCUGAACCCACCGAUGGAAAUCUGCAUCAACGUCCUUGCAAAACGACCUCCAACGACGUCUCGAGAUGCUCGUGCCAUCUUUUCAUAUUUUGCCGGUCGUUUGAAUGAGAUCAAUGGCAGCAACAUCCCAAGGUUGAACAAUCUAGACUUUGUUCCCAUUUUCUCAAAAGAUAAAGAGAAGUCGGCCGCAAAGAUCCACACCUCGCCACGAAAUUGCUUUCUCGGCGAGAGCGACGUGUUUGGCGAAAUCUUCCAUUACGUCGAUUUCGGCUACGAAGGCAACUCGUUCCUGAUCAAGUGUGGUUCAAAACAAGAGCCUUCCAAAAUAGAGAUAGCACAGAUCCUCGUCAGAGAGCCUGCACGCGUCUCUGCCACGUUCCGCAACGUCGAGAAGUAUAUGGCUCUUCUUCGCAGUAUGGCUGAUGACGUGAAGACUCUGAAGAAGAACAAGGAGCUUUUUGCGGAAAUGAAGAGAGCACCGUUUUUACUUGCGAGUAAAGAACUCCCAUCUGUGUCAUCUCUGGCUGAUAAGUCCACUGGGCGUGGGGACGAAGCUGACAAUCUCGAUGAGGAGGAGUCCCAGGGUAUUCGUGAAUUUCAGUUGUGCAGUGCCCAAGAUGCCAUCAUCAUUGAUGACUAUCUGAAUUAUAACCUAUUCAAGACCAAUAUUCUUGCUGCACCUCAGGAAGAGAGUCUCGAAGAUUUUUACUAUGCUCUCGGGUCGCCACUUCUGAGUUCCUUGGUUGAGGAAGCAGCGCGCCAUGGCCCCCGAUUACCGGAUCAAAAGCCAGCCGAGAAAUUACAGAAACAGAUCUUAGAGAGAUCGACGCUGUUUCUGCACGAACAUCCUCCAGAUACCAUCAAACAUGACGCGAAAUGGCUGGGAAAGAACCUUACCGUGCAGCUGGUAUCAUCAAUCUCUCUGAGGAGAUCUCUGCGAGGACGAAACGUCAGUCAUACCGAGAAGCGCACUGCUGUCAUUACACAGGUCAACCGCGAGUAUACUUUGUGGAUCACAGGCGCUAAGCCUGACCUCUACCAGGUUAGCCAGGCUUUGGUGAACAUUCUGCUUACUCGACCCAAACUCCAUUCUGCAAUCACACUCGAAAUGCUACUGAAGACGGAUUUGCUGGAUCUCCGCGCUCGUGGCUUUAACGUUUCUCGUAUUCUGCGACAAAAAGCGGCUGAGGCGCGACUUGCAGAAAACAAGCGACAACAAGAGCUUGAGGAGCAGCAAAAGCGCAUUGAGGAAGAGGAAAAGACAUGGCGAGCUUCGCAGCAACAAGCUGCAACCCAGAAAGCACAGCGAAAUGAAUUGCCAGGCGGUUUCCCAGACUCGCCCGAUCAUGCAGUCGUCCAGACUGGCCCUGACCAGGACACCCUGUCCAUGGAUUCUGAUGAGCGUGCACGGCAGGGCCGGAACCUGUUCUUGAACCUCUCACGUCAACUUGGCUUGGGAAGCAACCGUCAUCUUCAAUCCAUGCUCGGGCAGAAUGUAGAUGCCAUGCCAGAGACUGGCUCUCAGAGAGCUAUGACAAGUGGGGAGCAAGAACCUCCUCCGCCCUACGAGUAUGGCCAGCAGGGAGGAGGACAGCAGAGACCCAACGACUCCAUCACGGCACCUCAUCAGCUCCGCGAGAACUUGCUGAACGCCAUCAAGAAGUCCCGCCCUCACAACUCCUCGGACCUCUAUUCUCGCGGCGAAACGAAUAUCCUGUCAGAAACCAAAUCCUACUGCGAUGAACAUCCCGCCCACGACCUCACAUUCGUGGCAGACAUCAAGGAUGGGAUCCAAAUGUACCUAUCUCCUUCGUCCGUCAGCAAUUCAUCCAGCUUCCUUCAACAGCAUUCGUCUGGGUUGACUGCCUUUGCAACCCUCCUCAAGACUGUGGGUGAGGUUUUUAGCUUGAACCCACGAACCUUGAACAUUUUCUUUGAGACAUCGGGUAAGACAAUUGCCUUCAACCGCAACGGCAGCAUCUUCUGCAACUAUCGCUAUUACCAGGAACUCCACGAGCGGAGUCUUGCAGCAGGCGCAGGAUCUUCGGAUGCCUAUUCUGACGCCUUCGUCUACUGGUGGGUCAUCCUCUGUCAUGAGCUGGCACACAAUCUUGUCGGUGACCACAGUUCCGACCACAGUUUCUACACCGAAGGCUUUGUGGCGCAAUACUUUGGGCGUGUCGUGCGAGUCAUGGGGGAGGCACAGGGGUCUCGCGCUACAAGAGGCCAGACUACGAACCCAGAACGAGCACCUUUGUUGGAAAAUUGA